AAAUGCGUCGAAAGUAAUUUAGCCUUUCCGAAGUUGCAAAGCAUUCUCCGUAAGAAACGCAUCGCUCUGACCAACUUAUUAUCCUCAGAAAUGAAACACAAACGCUCAGCGAAAAAGAAGGCUCGAUUUGGUCAUCAAAUCGCUCGAAUUGAUGCGGACGACGAGGAGGCAUCCACUGCACGAUGCCAUCGACGCCGCCCGGUGGGACGCCGAGCCUCCCCUCGGCCGCCUCGUCGUGGUCGCCCACGCCGCCUUCCUCCACGCCGGCUUCGUCCCCUACAGCGCCGGCGGCAGCUCGUCAGCGUCUCGUCGUCCACUCCCGGAUGAGAUCGGCGCGGUGGCUUCGUCGCUCUCGCUCCGCUACACCGUCCCGGAGCUCCUGCGACGGACGACGACGCAAAGGCGCCGUAGCCGCGCCGAGACCGCCGUGCUGAGGCUAUGCGCGCACGGCGACCACGUCGUGUUCUACGGGUACCUCACCGGCGACGCCAAUCAGGUCCAGAGACUCCAGACAACCAGGCACUGGGCGUGCAUCGACGCGCUAAGCGUCGCGUCCGUCCUCCUCUCCGGCGACCUUGAUGCGACGGCGCACGCGCUGGCCGACGACGGCGCCGGCCUCUGGAAGAAGCUCGCCGGCGGGCUGGCCCGGCGACUCUUCGUGGACAUGUGCCGGAAGAACAGCAGGCUCCUGCCGCCGCGCCUGACCUCGCUGCCGCCUGACCUGCAGGAGGACAUCCUGCGCAGGCUCGCCGUGGAGGACAUCGCGGCGAUGUACUUCACCUGCACGGGGCUCCGCGACCUCAUCGCCGGCAGCGAGGUGUUGAACAACAAUUUCCAGUGGGGGGAGCUGUGGAUGAACUUCGCAUGGAGCCAGGGUUAUCUACGGCGGUGGCUGCCAUCACCGGCGAGGGUGGUCGUAGGUCGGCGAAGUCAAACAACGUCGUUUGUCGCCGGAGACGGUGAGGAUAGGUGCAGGUGGCGGGAUCCAACAAAGCAGAUGAUAGAGCGUUUCGUGGAGAAGAGGAGUAAGGUUCUCGCAGCCGGCGGGGACGGUGGCCGGCGGCGGCCGGUGAUGGCGGCGCGAGGCCGGAGGAGGGGAGACAAAGGCGCCGCAUCUUCCCGUCAGAAAUGGAUGCAUCGCUGAUUCGUCUACAUUGGCCGCGAAAUGUGAUUUGGUAUAUUGGACUGAAUGACUACCACGACGACAACGUACACGAAAUUUUACGAGAUUUUCUCUGGUCCAACAACAAAAAGUUCCUCAAGGUACCAGCACCUCGAGUUGUGCGGGUAAUUGUUCACAUGUUGCAGUCAGGGAUCGAAAUGUCUGUAAUUUCGGACCACGGUAAGCAACUAUCUCGUCCAUUUUUUUUUCAAAUUUGUGUGAAUUUGUUUAAACUUUGUUCAAAUUAAAAAAAUUGUUAACAUUUCGAAUAAUUUCGUGCCAAAAAGUGCCACAAUCCCCAAGAUUCAUGAGAUUUUGUGACCACCAAAAUUACCAAAAUUUCGGCCUAACCGAAAGUGCAAACACUGGUUGCAGUUGCAGUAGAUGAUAAUGAUUCAAAGCAACACGUUCAUGUUUUAGGAUCUUGUUUAACAAUGUUUAUGUAUACUCCUAAUUAUUUAUUUUACGCAAUAUGAACCAAACCUGUAACUAUACAAGUGAUGAAAAGUCUAUGCUUCAAAAGGGACAAAAUUUCAAUAGUCGUAUGCAUUUAAAUCUCCAAAAGCGGCAAAAUAUUAUAAAAUGUGUACACAUCUUUACAAGCAUCAAAAUUCUAUAUAAUUUUAAUUAAUCGUCUACAUUCCAAUUAAUCAUUGAACAAUGAACAACACAACCCCCGUAAUAAUGUCCUCACAUUUAUCCAUCCUCUGCUCUUUGAAACAAAAGUUUGGAACACUAGAAAACUGAAGAACCGCCAAUGCUCUUGGUAACUCAUCUCACACCUCCGAUAUGUGUGUUAGUGUUGGACUGAAUGACAUCUGAAUAUCUGAUGCCACAGAGACUAUACACGAGUGCCCGCCAACUUGUCCUC
This is a messenger RNA of Oryza sativa Japonica Group (Japanese rice), 2033 nucleotides long. RefSeq names its product putative F-box protein At1g23770. The record is from RefSeq and is a predicted model, not a curated record. Gene Ontology annotation, molecular function: protein binding. NCBI's taxonomy places the organism in Eukaryota, Viridiplantae, Streptophyta, Magnoliopsida, Poales, Poaceae.